GAGGAUUGGUGGCAGAUGUUAGCUCAGGGCUAACCUUCCUCAAAAAAAAAAAAAAAAAGUAUUAAGUGAAACUACCAGAACUUGAUUUAAUGGAAACAGCUCAAAGAGUUGUAUUCAAAUUCCAGCAUGAUAGUUGUAUGGUUGUGGAGCCUUAAGCAAUUAAGUGCACCCCUGAGGUGAGCUCAGUCAGACUUCCUCACCUGUUACAAGCAGACACCUGUUCUUGCAAGGUUGUAAGAAUGAAGUCUGUGAAGGGCCUGCUGCUGAGCCCUUCCUGUUAGGAUUUUACUGAAUUUUUCUUCACCUUAUGGCUCCUGUACUGUCUUUGGCUCCAGCCAAAAAGAGCCAUGCUGUUUUGUUCCAUGCAUUUUUCACUGCUGUUCCCUUUACCUGUAUUCUUCACCCUCUGCCCCACCCCUCAUUCUUUGCUUAAUCUUUCUUCGGCAUCACCACUUUCUCCGGAAAGCCUGAUACCUCUUGAUAACUCCAGAUUUCUCCAUUGAAACCUACUUCUCCCAGUCUUCUCUCAGUAAAGAGCAGCUCCAGCUGCCCACACCCAACCCUGCAGUCACCGCUGACUUGUUACGGUGCCCUCUACUUGAACUCAGGCCCUCUCCCCUCGCGCCUGGCCUGUUGUAGCAGUCUCCAGAUCAGGCUCCCUGCCUCUUCCCUUGGCCUGCUGCAGUCUGCUCUUCACACCAGCAGCCAAAACCAUCCUGUCUGAAGCAAUUCCGAGAAUGCCGUUCCUCAGCUGAAAAUCCUCCAAUGGCUUUACAACUCAUUCAUUUAUUCAACAAAUAUUCAUUGCACACCGACCGUGGACCAGGCUCUGUGAGAGGCAAUGAAGAAAAAAAACCAAAACAGAUGAAACUCCCUGGCUCACAGAACUCACAUGUUACUGACAGGCAGCACACACGGAGUAUGCAGUAAGUGCUGCAGAACAGUAAGCGAGGGGGAGGCGGAAGUAAGAAGGCAUCGCUGGUGGCGACGCAACAGGGCGAGGAGGGAAGGCCUCUGUCACAGGUGAUCUUUGAGCAGGAACGUGAGUGAGGAAGGGAAAGAGCCAUUCAAACAUCCGAGGGAAGAGUGUGCCAGGCAGGAACAGCACGAGCAAAGGCUCCGAGGCAGGGACCUGCAUGGCAAGUUUCCUGAACACAUAGUGAGGGGGCCACGGAGACUAGUCCGGUGUGAGAGACUGAGAAAUAACACAAAAUGAAGACAGAGAGGUAAAAGAUAAAAGUCAAGGCUUGAUAAUGGCCCGGAAGGCUCUAGAUCUGCACUAUCCAAUACAGCAGCCACUACCCACAUGUGGCUAUUAAAAUUCAAAUACAACUUAAAAUUCAGUUCGUCAGUUGUAUUAGCCACAUUAGAAGAGCUCAAUAGCCACAUGUGGCGAUGGUGACUGGAGUGAACAGCACAGAUACAGAACAUUUUCAUCGUCUCAGACAGCAUUUUUGGACAGGUGGUUCUCUGUUAGUGGUUCGCAACCGGGGGUGGCUUUGCCAGCCAGCGGACAUUUGGCAAAUUGGAUAUGCUUUUGGUAGACACAACCUGGGGGAGGAGGUGCUACUGGCAUCCACUGGGUAGCGGCCAGGGAUGCUGUGAGCAUCCUACAAUGCACAGGACAGGCCGAACAACAAAGAACUGCGCCGCACCAAGUGCCAGCGGCGCCGCAGCCGGGAACUCUGCUCCACGUCAGCCUCGACCGCAGCUCCGCCCUCACUGCGCGCGCCUCCCGCAGAGCCCCUGCGGCCUCCUCCUGCACUCCUGCGCUUCCCUCUCUCCCUUCGCUCUGUCCCUUAGUGUCACCGAGGGAAGCCUUUCCUGACAGCCUGUAUAAAGGAGCAGCAUCCUCCCCAGACCCCUCCUUUGGGGUUCCCCACAGCAUCUCCCGGCCUAGUCUGUCGUCCCUCACAUGUCUAUUGUCUCUCCUCCCACUAGAAAGCAAGCUCCAAAGGACCUGCAUUUGUUCCCAGCAUCACAACAGUGCCUGGCAACUCUUAGGUGCUCAAUCAAUACAUUUUUUUUUUAAUGAAUGAAAGACGAAGUUGGGCAUGCCUUCCUUGUCGUCUCACGCCCAAUAUGAGCAUUUACGUGUCAUUUCUUUACUUACAACACUCCUAAAGCUCCCUGGAGGAGGGUGUGUGCCGUUUCUCUAAUCUUCAAUCCUUAGCAUAGUGGGCACUCAUUAAUGUUUAACGAAAAACUGCUAUCUGUUGAGUAAACGAAACCCCACGUAACAUCCACUGGCAAAUUAGCUUAACCACGUUUUGAACGCCUUGUUUUAAAGACUAUGCUUACAGCGCACUUUAUGACUGGCGUUUAGCUGUCAUAUUUUUAAGAUGUUAUACGCUCACCUGGAUUUGCAGAUGUGUACUUUUCAGCCACUAACUGGCAAUACCCUAAUGAAAUGUUAACGAGUCUAAUAUGGCGGGAACACGGGAGGAGACAGGCAAGCGACAACGCGCCGCCGGCGGGUCCCCGCUGCGGCCCUGUCGGCUGUCGCCCUCCGGCCACAGGCCCGCGGCGGCGCCCAGGCUUCCCCGGCGCCGGCCCGACGAGGGCCCGUGGGCGUCUCCGCCGAGCCUCCGCGACGGAGGCCGGGGACGGACGGUGGCGCUCGCCCGUGGGCACGGGAGCACAGGGCGGCCCGGCAGCCUACGGGCCCCGAGGCCCCCGCGCAGGGCGGGCGGGACGGCGCAGUCGGAGCGCGGCCGGUGUCCCUGGGGGCGCUCCGCGGGGAGCCGGCGCGCCGGGCGGGGACGCAGCCUGUGCCGUGGGCCGCCGGCGUCGCGGGAGCCAGCCGGCACUCCCUGGCCCGCGCAGCCUCCGGGGCGCCCCGCCGCAGGACAGGCUCCCGACGCCCGCGCUCCGCUACGCCAGGCGGCGCCUCAGCGCGGACGCGGCGCUGCCGAAAGCGGGGCGCGCGCGACGCCUCUCUGUCCCGGCAGCCCGGCAGGCCGUGCGCGGCGCCGCGUUCCUGCGUGACCUCACUGGCGACCACUUCCGGCGUGGCUCCGGAAUACCCGAGGCCCCUGGCGGCGAACACCGGCAGGCACUUCCGGUGUCUGUUGCGGAGGCGCCGGCCGGCGGGCGUGGGGGCGACGUUGUUGGCGUCGUCCUCUCCCGCCGCCUGGGGGUCGAGAUGUCUGGGCUCAGCUACCCGGAGAUGGAGGGCUGUCGUAACCUGCUCGGCCUCCUGGACAACGACGAGAUCACGGCCCUGUGCGACACCGUCACCAACCGCCUGGUGCAGCCUGACGACCGCCAAGAUGCCAUUCGUGCAAUAUUAGUGUACAGUCAAAGUGCAGAAGAACUUUUGAGGCGUAGGAAAGUCCACCGAGAAGUCAUCUUUAAGUACUUGGCAGCACAGGGGGUUAUUAUACCUCCAGCUACUGAAAAACACAACCUUAUUCAGCAUGCUAAGGAUUACUGGAAAAAGCAAUUACAACUGAAAUUGAAGGAAACUCCAGAGCCAGUAAAGACGGAGAAUGUUAGAGUCUUUCAGCAGCAGGAAAAAGAAGAUAAAAAAGCUGAAAAAGUUGAUUUUCAUCGAUUAGGAGAAGAAUUCUGUCACUGGUUCUUUCAACUUCUUAAUUCUCAGAAUCCUUUUCUGGGACCUCCUCAAGAUGAAUGGGGGCCACAGCACUUCUGGCAUGAUGUCAAGCUUAGGUUUUAUUACAAGACUUCUGAACAAAAUGUGAUAGACUACCAUGGAGCAGACAUUGUGAGCCUUCGUCUGCUGUCACUAGUGAAAGAAGAAUAUCUUUUUCUUAGUCCCAACCUGGAUUCCCGUGGACUGAAAUGUGCCUCUUCUCCCCAUGGUCUCGUUAUGGUUGGAGUUGCUGGGACUGUUCACCGAGGGAACUCUUGUUUGGGCAUUUUUGAACAAAUUUUUGGACUUAUCCGCUGUCCUUUUGUGGAGAAUACUUGGAAAAUCAAAUUUAUCAACCUGAGAAUUAUUGGAGAGGGUUCCCUUGCUCCUGGAAAAUUAAUGGAACCAGCUAUUACAUUUGAACCAAGUGAUCUAGAGGCCUUUCAUAAUGUAAUCACUUUAUGUGGUACCAACGAAGUAUACGGCUUGAUGUAAGGCAGGCAUUGGAUAAUGGAACUAGAGACCAAGCUUUAUGCAGUGGAAAUGAGGCAGUGUUGAACAAAAGAGAGCUGAGUUUACCUAACCCUCUAAAACAUUGAGCACCGUAUGCCAGUCUGAAAAAAUCUGCCAUGCAGAACUCUUCCAAAUACUGCAUCAGUAAUGUCUGAGUGAUUGCAGAUGAGUUGAAAUGCCUUUCUUGACUACACUGACAUGUGAAUAGUUGCCUCCUACCUGAGUGGCAGCACAUGUUCUGAAAGCUUAAUGCAGUUCAUCAAAUAAAUCCCAUUGUAGGUGUUAUAACUAGCGGUGUGCCUUAGAAACCAGGUAAUGUUUUCAUUUUAUUUCAUGAAUAUUCUGCUAAUGUCUGUAUUUUUCAUAUGGGAAAGAAUUAAUAGUGUUCAAGGCUUCCCCUUUUUAAAUUUCUCAUUUACUUUUAUCUAAGUCUGGAUAAUUUUACAAAUAUGUCUCAUGGCAGUAUUGUUAAAAAAAAAGGUACAUAUUUUAGAGAUGUUUAAUGUAAACUCAUUUCUCAUUUUAGGAAACUUGAAUGACGUUCUUAUGCAAAAAGUUCAAUAAUUUAGCAGGUGGAGAAAAAUAUACUUUGCCUUUUUAAAUAUUUGAAGGACAUUUUUCAAAGUUAUCUACUGUAAUCCAAGCCAAAAAUCUUAUAAUCUGUAACAUUUCUGAACUGUUUUGGGCAACGCUGAGUGCUCUUCUCAAGACAGGUCUCAUUCAUAUCAAAGGCCUCGGCUCACAGUUCUGUAGAGCGUUUGUUGUAAUACCGUAUGAAAGAAACAUACUGCUGAAAUCUUUAAGAAAGUGUCCCCAGUUCCCAACUUUUGUAUGUUACUGUCUUUCCUCUUGAUUGAUCUUGGAAGAGGUGACCCAAAAAACCCCCACAAAUUUAUAAUGUGGGCAUAAACACCUAUAUAGGUAGAGAUAGACUCCCACUCAUAAAGUAAAAUUAUUAGGAUCUUUUCCACCUUUAGUUUGUUUUACUAGGUUUGAGUUACAAGGUUAAGUUCCCCGAUUAAUUACAUAGUUGCUUUAAAGUUUAAAUUCUUCAUCACCUAGCAGCUGCUUGCUGAUCUUGGAUUUAGUUAGUAAUUUUAAUUUACAAAAAUGCCAUUUGGAAAAACAUUCGACUGGGAGAUGUGAUGGUGUUCUGUACAUAUUAAUUUUUUCCUUUCGCUCUACUUGUGAUUAUCUAGGGUGACUGACAAGAAUUUGGAAACAGGAGAAAACUCAUCUUUUUUGUUUUUUUAAUGCCAUGCCUCUUAUGAGGACUACAAACUGGCAUGUCCUUAAAUAAGAACUUAAUGAAGGAGGGAAAUCCCUUUUGUCUGCUGCAAGAAUAGUGUAUUGUUUAGAUUUAAAGCCAAGUUAUCUUUUUCUUAAGUUUGAAGUGUCAUUAUAACAUGUAAUUGAUAAAUAUCCUAAGUAAAGGAUAAAAUUAAAAACAUUCCCAUCUGUUUUCUUUGUGCUGCUGAUGUCAAGUACUGCAGAAAUCCUACUCAGGAUGGGCAGGAAGUGCCUCUGGCUGUCUCGAGGAUUAAGUUUUUGAAUUUGUGUAAUGUUCAAGUAAGGCUGCAGUCUCUGCAUGCUGCUCCAAUUGCCCCGAAAAUUUGAAAUCGACCUGAUAGGCUAAGUCUGUUAAGGAUCCGAGCUAUGUUUUAUUUCCUUUGCGUCUCCACAGCUGGGCACACAGUAGGUCUGAUGUUUAACUGAAUGGGUGAAUGAAUGAGCAGAAGCAGCUUACAUACUGUAUAAAAGACUUUUCUGCGUCUGGAUUUGGUCUUUGGUUCCUCUCAUCAGUGGUGGUGUUUUGAUCAUAUCGUCUGGUUGAAUUUCAUAUGUGGAUACAUGGAAACCUUUAGGCCCAAAACUCAGUCAGAUUUGGGGAAAAUUUUAACUUUUCUUUAGAAUUUACUGAAUUUCAAAAGCCCGAGGUCACAAUGGGAUAUACUAGAGCGCCCUAAGACUACCUGGAAACCAUGAUAGGGGAGGGAUAGACUUCCCUGUUCAGAGAAGGAAGCCCUAAAGGAAUUGAAGUUUGUUCAGGAAGAUUAAAGCGUGAGGUGGUCUGGAAGCACGGUGCACAGUGAGCUCUUUACCGUGCCCACUGCUGUGUGUGUUAGGGCAUGGCAGAGACCCCAGCUUUGUGUCCCUUUGCUUCAUUACACUUGGCUGGUAUUUGGAAAGUCUGGAGUCAAGUAGUAAAGAAUGCAACACUCUACACACAGUUCAUGGUAAUCUGGUAGACCAUGGGGGCAUCUGGACUUUAUUACUCUAGGCUAAUUUGUAGCCUCAUAACGUUAUACCGCAAUUACCCUUUUUUGUUAAAAUGAAAAAAAUCUUAAAGUAAUAGUUACAUUGGGAUGUUUUAUUAAGAAUGCCAAAAAACAUUUGAUGUGUCUUAUUAACUAAAAUACCAAAUAAUAGGAAAAAAGCUAUCUCUAAUUUAUUAAAUCAACUUGCAAAUUACAAACAUAGGAAAAUGUUCCUGGGUUUUCAGAAAGGUAACAAUUUUAUGCUAAAGGAAGGCUAAUUACCUAGGCCCAGGAAGAAAUUGUAAUAGUGCCAGACAAGGAUUUAAGGAAAAGAAAAAGAUAAUCAGAAACAUUGUGUUUCAACAAAAUGGCUCUAAUGGUGAAGUAGAUCAUAAAAUGAGUGAAAACCGUGCCUUAACGUUUUUCUUAGCGUCUGUUUUCACAAAUUUAGAUGCCUCUUUUUCACUGGUUGUUAAUUUGGGUUGUGGGGGUAGUCAUUGACCUUUUGAGAAAUGAGAGCUCUAUUCUCCCCAGAAAAAAAAGUUUGUGUGUAAUAGUACAAUUUUUGUAUAUUUCAGUGAAUCCACAGUCUUCCCUAAAGCACAUCUGCGAGUCCAGUGGACUCCUCAGCUAUGUUGACAUCCUGCCGUCAUACUUACAUUUCCCCUAGCUUACUACUCUACUGUGUUAGAACGUUAAAAGUAUUUUUGCAAAAUUCUGUCCCCUUGGCAGAGUCCCUAAGCUGGAGGACUAAAUCUUUCUUAUGAAUUAAAGGAUAAUCUAGGAAAUCUGUUAGUUUAUUGUGGUUGUUAACUUGUGAAUUUUGUUUUGCAAAAGAUAUCCGAUAUUAAAACCUACAGCAGUACUGUCAAGUGAAACAUAACAGUAGUAAUUCAGAAUUCAUGUUAUUUUGACAAAAUAAAUUUAAUGAAGAACAAUGAACAUGCGUUGGAGAAAAUGAUAAAAAUGUGAAAAGAAAAAAUAUUUAAAAAAAUAUUCUCAAAACCUUUACAAAAACUUUACCCUAAGAAGAUGUUUAUUUGGUAAUGCUUGUAGAUGACUAAUUCUGAUGAAGGAUUUUAAAAAUAUGAACAUUUCCUCUGAAAGACCUGUGUGUGUGAUGAUCUCACUUUACACCGCUCCCUCUCACCGCCUCUCACCCCCAGCCCUGCUUGCGCCCUUUGUCUAUAGCCAGCUGGACUGCAGGCAGCACAGCUACGGUGCUGGGAAACAGACUUCCCGGGUCUGGGUUCUCUUCACGUUUAUUUGGCGUGUAUUUAUUGAGCAUCUACAAUUUGUAAGUCACUGAAUCAAGCACAAGAUGAAAUAAUAGAUCAAUAGGUUAUUUACCUAAACUUCUUAUGUUCAAUUCAAGUCUCAGUCUCUGGGUUUAGAUUUCUUAAAGUGAGAACUACUUUAGGCCCUUUGCAGAAGGAUUCGGUUAGAUCCUAUUAUAUGGUCAGAAAAACGAACAUUUAAGUGAAAUUUUAAAUAGCUUUAUGGCUCUAUCUAAGCCAUAGAGAUUUUAUCAAUACAGAAUACAGGAUUUUUGACAGACCACUUUAUUUAGAGUUGGGAGGAAACUAUUGCAGAACUGUAUCAGAGUGCACUAAAUACUUGUAGCUUUAUUUUUUCUAGUUUGGAACCUUUCCACUAGUCUUUCAGUAAAGCUUUAAUAAUAAAAUUUAGUGUGAUAUUUACUGUGAGUUAUAAUGUAUCCCAAAAUAUUAAACCAGAAAUUCCAGAAUUACUUGUAUUAGUCAUGAAAUGUUAUAAAGAAUCACUGGCCUGGAUUUGGUAUCUCUUAAUUUCUCCUCCCACCGGGACUACCAGAUCUCGUUGCCCUUUUUGGUGAGUCGCUUUUUAAGGGUUCUUUGGUUGGCAGCUUUCAUCUUCACUUUUUAGAUACCCUAAAUCUCCAGUAUGAAAUUAGUUACAUUUAAAUUAAUGAAUUUAAGGAUUGAAGAAAUGCCUGCUGCCUGUUACCAGUUGUGUUAAUUGUCUGAUCUGAUGUUUUCUGAACAAAAAAUAAAACCAAUAGCUACUCAGGAAAGCCUUUUUUCUUGAAGCAUUUGGUUUCAUACUUUGCAUUAAUCUUUUCCAUCUCUCAUCUUUUACUGUAUUAAUGGUUAGUAUCACACUUAAUUGUUCUCAAAUUGGCACAUGUAAGGUAAGGUACCUUUGCCUUGCUAAAUAGAUGGUAAAUUCCUAGAUCUGGUGAUUCUUACUUAUUUUGCAACCUUCUUUCCCCCAAUGCCUUGCACAGGACAAAUAAUAUUUAUGGUUUGGAUGCUUAUUUUAUGCCAGUUACUUUUCUGUGCACAUUGUGUGUAUUAACUCAUUCAGUCCUGUGGACAGCUAAACGAUGUAGUUACUAUUAUCCCUCUUUUACUGGAAAACAGGGUUGAGUAACUUCCCAAGCUUUCAGAGUUAAAGGGAGAGCCUCAAUUUAAACCCAGGUUUUCCAGCCCGAGAGCCAUGUGGUAACUAAUACACUGUAUUGCCUCAUAUGCAGUAGGUUUUUGAUGAAUCCUUUUUGACUAAUCAUCUUCAGUAUGAAGGUUGUCAUUUCCAAAGGAAAGAUGCCUUUAAUCUAUAUUGUUUAUCUAUGUACAGAGUAGGAGUGUUGAUGCAUACUGUAUCCUCUUGUAAUUAAAUCUCUUAAAUUGCUUAUUUAGUGAUUUAAAACUGCUUGGAGAAAAGAUACAGAAUAUUCAUGUAGGACAGUAUUACUUAUGAAAAAGAAAAAAGGUAAUUGGGUAAUAUAUAUGUAACAAUUUAUGUCAGAUUUCUUGAGCUCGCUGUCUCGUCACAAUCUCUAGUCCUCUUCCCUUUCUGUUUAUGACACUGAUGUGCCUGCAGCCUCAGAAGUAGGCUUUGUUUCACACCUUCACUUUCGUGCCGUGUCCAGAUAUAGCAUAUCUGCAGUACUUUUUUUUUCUUUCAGCUGCUGCUGUAAUUAGACCCUCUUUGCCUAAACCUUGACUUAGGCAAUAAUUUCUUCUUUCUUUGCUUUAGUGUUUUUUACAUAUUUGUGACAGAUUAAAAUUUCCUUAAAGGACAACUUUCAUCAUAUCCUCCAAGGUCAGAACUUUUAGUGAUGUUCCGUUAACCUCCAAAAUAAAGUCAAGAUGUCAUAAUCUGCUUUUCGUCACCGUAUGGGUUUGACUCCACUUAUUUGCACACAUUGUUUGGUCUAGCCAACAUCUACUACUAAGUAGUCUGUGUAUUUAUCCUGUGCUUAGUUAGCCCUCUGCUUUUACUGGCAAGUAUCCAAAAUUGUAGAAUUUAAUUUUUUUGUUGUUGCAGACAGACUGAUAGUAUGUUUUAGAAAGGAAAGGACUAUGAUCGAAAUGGAGCUUAAAAACUGGAAAUUUUUUCAAUAAGUCAAGCACUUUUUCUUUUCAAGAGUUUUGUAUACAUCGUCUAGAAUAUUGCUUCCUCAGCUUUUUGCAUGGCUGCUUCGUUUUCAUCUUUGAGGAUUUGCUUUAACUGUUUUCUCCUCUCUAAGUGGAGCUGCUUCUUAAUGUUUAUCAGAGCACCUUGUUUGUUUCAGUCGUAGCACUUUAGAUAUGACUGUUAAUUUACUAAUUUAUUAAUUUUGCCCCACUAUAUUUUAGCUGAGAGCAGGGACUAGAACUGUUUCACUUUCAUUGUAUUUCCGUUGCUUUCCACAGAGACUAGGCAUUCAGUAGCUGUCUAUUAAAGCUAUAAAUAAGGGAACAAAUGCUGCUUUUUGUUCAAAGCCUCACACGUUCCUCCAUAUAUCUGCUAAAGACAAUGUCUAGUGUUUGUAUUAGGUGCUCAGUAAAUCUUUGUUUAAUGAAUAAAGCAAAAGUUACCUUCCUGAGUGGUGAUUAUGAGCUCUGAUACAGUCAACAAUGCUCUUUGGUAGAUGGGAUUACUAAAGUUUUAUUAAACUGAAGCCCCAAAAGCUAAGUAAUGUGCUGAAGUUCACAUAGUUUUGUUGUAGACAUUUUUUUCCUCUGGCAUUUUUGUUUUGGUUGUAUUUCCUUUUUAAGCCACAAAGCCUGUUUUUCUUGCACUUUAUUUCCAGUCUGACUGCUGCUGCUACCUUAUUUUGAAGGAGUUUAAACUCUUAAUCCUCAAUUUCUUCACAUAUAAAACUGAACCAGUUAGAUUAGAUGAUUUCUAAGGUCUGCUGUGAUUUCGAACUUACAUGGUUUUGUGAUUGUCUUCUUAGCAAAUCAAGAAUUUUUUUUUUUGGUGAGGAAGAUUGACUCUGAGCUAACAUCUGUUGCCAGUCUUCCUCUUUUUGCUUGAGGAAGACUGUCGCUGAGCUAACAUCUGUGCCCAUCUUCCUCUCCUUUAUGUGGGACGCUGCCACAGUGUGGCUUGAUGAGCGGUGCUUGGUCCGUGCCCGGGAACUGAACCUGUAAACCCCUGGCUGCUGAAGCAGAGCACACGAACCUAACUGCUACGCCCCUGGGACAGCUACUCAAGAAUAUUUUUUAAAGUAAUUUGUAGUUCAUUCAGGAAGUUAUUAUUUUGCUUCUUCAUAAAUCAUGCUCAUUGAAAACACUUCAUUCUUUGUUUUUUUCAAACAAAUACACAUUUUUAAGUAUUUGUGUUUAGUGUGUGUAUUUCUGCUUACAGAGGGAAAAAAACAGAAAAGAAUGAAAAUAUUAACACAUCAUAUCUAGACUAGAAAAGAAAAGUAUGAAGCCUUUAAAAUAUUUUCCUAUUUUUUGACCACUAAAAAUUCUGAAGUUGUUUGAAGCUACUGUUCUAUUAAAGUUUUUUGCUUUGUUGCAUAUAUUCAAAAUAUGUUUACAUGUUUUAGUCAAGAAAAGUGGAAAGUGGUUGAUGGAAGGCCAAAUUGUAGACUGCUAGUAAUCCCCAGUAAAAAUAAAGAUGUCAAUAAAAUCAAUUAUAGGUAAUUCCUUCAAAGAAACUGAGCAAUAGGAGUUGACAAAUAUUUAGGAAUGAAAUUGGAGACAUGGCAAAUUCGGGAUGGCAUUUUUCUGUAGGAAGCAUGGCCUUGGAUGGAUGCUACUCAUGAGGUCAUUGAAAGUUAUUCCAGGAAGUUUAAUGGAAAAUAUUGGUUUAACAAAGACAGGUGGUUUUGCUGUACUGACUGCACUGAUUGGAGAAGUACAGCAUCUUGAUAAAACGAGCUUUGAGUGCAGAAACAAGGUAACAGUGGAAAAUUGAAGCAUCUCAGGGACUUUAGUGGGGGAACUAGUAAUAGAACAAUCGUAAAACCAUUGAACAACAAUAGACUCCUAGGCAGUAAGACAAAUCUCAGAGAAAGCCGUAAUUUUAAUUCUGAGAGCAACCUUAUGCUAGAACAAGACUUCAGGACUGAGAAAAAAGUGGAUUUUAAAUAGUGUAUCUGUGUUUUCUCUUAAAUGUCUUCUUUCAAUUUGGUAAACAUUUCUUGACUGCUUACUACGUACCAGGUGUUUUAAUGGACAACACUUGCUACCUAAAGUAGCUUGUACUUUCUUAUUACUAUUUUCACUUUAACUUGUAUAAAAUAAUAUUUCCUGUUUAAUAAAGGGUUUAUUUUGUUGGAAA
This is a messenger RNA of Equus quagga, 11907 nucleotides long. It is a transcript of the gene C21H3orf38, whose product is annotated as chromosome 21 C3orf38 homolog. The record is from RefSeq and is a predicted model, not a curated record. Lineage: Eukaryota; Metazoa; Chordata; Mammalia; Perissodactyla; Equidae. The transcript is spliced from 3 exons. The coding region runs from base 2411 to 4090 and encodes 559 amino acids.